GUGACAUUUUCGACAUUGAAUACCUGUGAUAAUGCCAAAAAUCAAAAUAUAAUUGCUGGAACUAUUGAUAAAUAAUUUGCAAUGAUUAACCGAGUUGUAGGCAUGUACCGUUUACUGAGGUAUCCCGGAUGUGAUAUAAUCGUAGAAACCCAGAAGAAAUAUAUCACGGACCGAUACGACCAUCUGGUUCCGAAAAAACUGAUACCUCUUUGGCAUCAUCCAGCAGGUCCCCAAACGAUAUUCUUCUGGGCGCCUGCCUUCAAAUGGGGCCUCGUAGUAGCGAGCAUUUCCGAUCUAGGCCGACAUCCCAGCCUGAUCAGCGCUCAGCAAUGCGCCUCGCUAGCCAUAGCCGGGCUGAUAUGGUCCAGGUAUUCGCUGGUGAUCACUCCACGCAGUUGGUUCCUGUUCAGCGUCAAUUUCUUCGUGGGCUUCACUCAGUCCAUUCAGCUAAUAAGAGUACUGAUGUACCAGGCAUCUGUAGCUGGUACCGGUGGAGAUGGAAAAUAAUAAAGUACCUCUUCUUGAA
Molecule: messenger RNA, 526 nt
Organism: Phaedon cochleariae (mustard beetle)
Lineage: Eukaryota; Metazoa; Arthropoda; Insecta; Coleoptera; Chrysomelidae
Source: the annotation of a GenBank genome assembly